This is a messenger RNA of Penicillium malachiteum, 690 nucleotides long. RefSeq lists its product as uncharacterized. Bases 1 to 690 code for a protein of 229 amino acids. The record is from RefSeq and is a predicted model, not a curated record. NCBI's taxonomy places the organism in Eukaryota, Fungi, Ascomycota, Eurotiomycetes, Eurotiales, Aspergillaceae. The transcript has a single exon.
AUGAGCUCGUACUUCUCAUCCUUGACAUCCUCCUCCUCUAUAUCCAAUGUACUGGGCUCUCGACUUAACAGUCUCCGCCGUGCCAUUACAGUAGGCGAUGAAGGUGACGACCCUGACAACGAAGACUGCUCACACGUCUCCCACGCACUCCGCGCCUACUACAACGAAAAAGGACGUCCAUACCCUCCUUGGCUUCCUGCAGACCCGAAGGCUCCAACUCCGAGCUCUUCUCGUGUUGUCGCUACUACCCAGCUGCCUGGUCAGGCUCCCGCCGCAUCCUACGGGCGGGGUGGCGGCUUGGGUGAUCUAUGGGGUGAUUCAGCCUCAUCUCAGCCACCUCCCUCACAGACCACUAGUCUUCGUCGAGGCCGAGGUACCGCAAAUCAGCCGCCUCCACUGAAGUCCAGUGUGAGCUCCCCCGCAGGUCCGACACCUUCACCAGGUCCUCCUCUUGCACAAACGUAUUCGAACCCCAGCUCCGGCUCCCUACACCCCGCUGGAGCUCGGCCCUUACCCAGUCAGCGAACUGGAUCAUCACAAUCUAGUGUAUCUAGUCAGUCACGAACCAAUUCAGGUUCGGGUGGCUCUGCGCAGGAAAGACUGCGAGCACGGUUGCAGGGAGGUCGAUCUCCUAGCCCUGCUAAUAUGGAUCCUAGUUCUCGGAAGCCAGUUGGAGAACGACGGUGGUAA